AUGUUAAGCAGAAAAGACAAUGGCUCAUCUUGCAAAGUCCGUCACUUCGAUGAAAUUAGCUAUGUCCUCUUCCCCUCAAAUUCAACCAUCACCAAUCUCUCUGCAAUGGAAGAUAAAGAUAACGUCAUGGGAAAACUAAUCAUUCUCCUAAUCGCCGUCGCGUCCGCCGGCUUCGUCGUUACUAUCUACCACUGCAUCACCGCGGGAAACCUCCGCUCUACAUUACAUUUACGCCACAGCGUUCCAGUAUCGCCGCCUCGAAUACCAGCGCCCGGAGGAGAGAUUCAGAGCAGCUUCGAGAACUCCAUGGCGGAGCUCAUUCCGGCGCAUAAGUUUCAGAGAGGAAAAGCGUCGAUUGUCGGCGGAGAAGAUGAGACUGUGUGUGCGGUUUGCUUGAGCGAGUUUGAGGAGGGAGAAGAGUUGCGGACGUUGCCGGAGUGCUUGCACUCUUUCCACGCGCCUUGUAUUGAUAUGUGGUUCUACUCGCAUGCCAAUUGCCCGAUGUGCCGCGCCGAUGCUCUGCGUUCGCCGCUUGUGAAUUUGUUGUUAGAUCAUAGUUUGGAAGGAUCGGCGACCCAGCAGAGUCCUAAUGUCUUGCCGAUUUAA
Molecule: messenger RNA, 606 nt
Organism: Ilex paraguariensis (yerba mate)
Lineage: Eukaryota; Viridiplantae; Streptophyta; Magnoliopsida; Aquifoliales; Aquifoliaceae
Source: the annotation of a GenBank genome assembly